AUGGAUGCCCCAACUGCAGCAACAAUGGAUAUUGCCGUCACAGCAACAAUGGAUGUUGCCGCCGUAGCAACAAUGGAUGCCCCAGCCGCAGCCAUAACAAAUGUUGCAACCUUUGAUGUCGGCACCACUAUCGGUAUCAAUUCAAUCACCA
Racocetra persica is the source of this 151-nucleotide messenger RNA. The record is from the annotation of a GenBank genome assembly. Lineage: Eukaryota; Fungi; Glomeromycota; Glomeromycetes; Diversisporales; Gigasporaceae.